This is a messenger RNA of Eucalyptus grandis, 2361 nucleotides long. RefSeq lists its product as uncharacterized. The record is from RefSeq and is a predicted model, not a curated record. NCBI's taxonomy places the organism in Eukaryota, Viridiplantae, Streptophyta, Magnoliopsida, Myrtales, Myrtaceae. The transcript is spliced from 9 exons. The coding region runs from base 240 to 1427 and encodes 395 amino acids.
CUGCGAAGAAGGAGAGGCCUGCGGAUGGGCGCGCUCUUCUUUUCAACGGAGCGCGCGCUAUUUCUUCCCGCUUCUGCCUCUCUCUUCCUCAAGCACUCCUCUCCUCUCUGUCCCGAGUCCUCUCACUCACCCCAAGCGCCCCCCUCCUCUCUGUCUCGAGCCCUCUCACUCACCCUAAGCGCUUCCCUCCUCGCCUCGUUCUUGGUCGAUGAUGGCGGAGCUCUGCUUGAUGGCUUCGCAUGGUUAUCCGCCGAGCCUCGUUCUUGGUCAGGAGCAAGGGCGCGAGCAGAGUCGUCAGGGAUCUUCAGCCAAUUUUGCCUGCUGCUAGGACAAGACAAGACAUUAUAAGAUUGGGAUCCAUGACCCUCAGUCCUAAUCAAUUGAAGGAGGCAGUGGAAUCCCUAUAUGUACUGUUAGCAGCAAAGCGGUGUGUGCAGAUUGAUUCUGUGGAGAAAGAUCCCGUGAUUCUAGAUUUGCAAGAUGUCCACUCAACUACUGGGCCCCUAGGCACCGGAAUUGCCGAACGAUCCACCAUGCAGAGAGAAGUCUUUGAGUUUAGCAUGUCUGGAUUGAGUUGUGCUGAAAAGGCUGCACUAGAUAUGUCUCUAGUAUCUGAUUUAACGGGUCUUCACUCAGUGGAAACUGACAUGCAUCGCCUGCCCAUCAUUCCUUGUCUCGUCUACCCUAACUUUCAAUUUUCCACUCAGAGCGCUCUCUCAGAUUUCAUGGGAGAUUUGGUCCGAAAUUCAAAAAUAACCAUUAACUCUGAUGGUAGAGUCUUGAUCGCAGCUAGUGGGGCUGAGAUGAAGGAUCUCCUCUCAAUUGUAGCGGAGUUUUACCUAUCGAGGAACUUAACUCAAGGGAGAAAGCUUUCGAUGCCAGUUCCUUAUGACAACAACCACCUCAUAUGCUUAGAAACUGCAAAAGAGGAGGUAGACAAAAUUAUGGUUACUGAUGCACCACUUCUCUUUCCUCCUGGACAGCUGGCAUUGGCGGCUUUGCGUCAUGCUAAUGAGGUGCAUAGAGUUCUGGACUAUGAAAGAUACCUAGAGAACAUGCUCAUACGCCAAAAUUCCAUUCACAGCAGCACAGAGCUCAUUCAGCAUCUGAAUGCGAUAGAUUCCUCGGUUAGGACAUAUAAAUUCCCUUCUGAGAAAGAUAUGAAACACAUCAACAGGAAGCUGAGGUCUUGUUGGGGCCUUAGUUCACAUGAUGAUAGUAAGAAACGAGACAAGAAAUCGAAGCACAAAUCCAAGCGGAGUGCAGGUGUAUGCACAGCUGAGGCAUCAUCAUUAGUGCCACACUCAUCCAAAUAUGCAUCUACUGCGACCAUGGUUGCUGAACUUACUCUUCAAAGCUUGUUUGGUAUCACGAAAAUAUUCCACAGUAUGGAAGUGACAGAAAGCAGUGGGCAUCUAGCAGCUUGAAAGAGCUCUUGAAAUGCAAUUGAUUUAGGAGCAUCGCUGACCAGGGAAGUUGAGAAUUUACAUAAACUACUGUGUAUUUUGUGUUCAUCUGGUGGUGUAAAUCAGCAGGUCGAGACAGUCAUGUAUGCGAUAAUUACUGUUGUGAAAGUUGGUAUGAUGGUAACCUACAAUAUUGGAACAGGCCUUGUGGUUGCUCGUAGGAAGACAGCUCAUGGUCUCCACCUUCUGCAAUUUCUUCAUGUGGAAUAGGGUGGGGAGCACAGGUAGGCUUGUUUUAUCGUAUACCUGGAUUUUGAUUUCAUCAACCUUAAGGGCCAAGCGUCGGAACCAACAAGUGUUUUUGGCUUUCAUGCAGUCUGCAGAUUAACCACGUGAAUCAACGUGCUCAAAAUGAUUGUUUAGAUAAUAAACACCAAUUUGAUUUUUUACUCCAUCCGGAAUGCUUGACGUAUUGUCUGCUUCAUUUCCAUGGUCUCUGUGAGAAUUUUCCUUUGUAAAUGUCUGGUCUGUCAUCCUUCUAUUUCAUGGAAUGUGCCAUUUGUUUCUCCUUUCUGGAACUCUAUCUAAGAACAGUAUUUCUCAGGAUGAGAUUUGGACUUUUUGUUUGAUUACCAUGUUGCCAUUGAGUUUUCAAGUUCCUUUCUGCAUCUCUGUUCCCUUUCUCUGAAUUUGUGUUUUGCUUUUUUGUGGAAGUGGGAGAAGUCCCUGAGCCAGAGAUUGCCCUUGUGUUACUUAUAAUCGUUCCCUUUCUGUUAACAUGUCUAUCGCAUUAAUAGCUUCUGCUUGUGUGGCUUAAGCUCGAGCAAAGAAGUCUUGCAUAAAACAUAAAAAUCAACUAAAGAAAUCUUUAGUCGAUUCCCCUUCCUCCCGAAAUGAUAACAACAAUAAUAGUAAAAAUCAAAUACAUAAAUGAAAAGAUUAUCCCUGCAAGAAA